AUGGAGGACGAGGAGCCGGGCGAAAGGACUCCUGCUCUCGCUCAGCAUGUCCAUCACUCCAGGAGUCUUGCAGCACAGGCCAGCGAUCGGGCCCAUAGCGCGUCGCCAAGGAGGGUGCCGAUAUUUGAGCGGGCAUCGGCAAGAUGGUGGAACCCGCAGUUCAGGAGUGCUGCUCUCGAGGCCCAAUAUUGGAAGUGCUCGUUUCCUCAACUGCGAGACCGGUUUCGAUCGGGUCUUUUGUAUAUCUGUUUUGUCUGCAUAGCUUGGAUAGCCUUCCUUACUGUAUUUGGACAAGCCAAGCUCCAUUACUGGUUUGUGGCGGCGGCGAUGGUGUUGGUGAGCCUGGCAAUCUACAGCUUUACGAUCCUGUCGGCACACUAUCAACGGUUCUACAUGCCAACCUCGUUUCUCUGCACGUUCCUCAUUUGUCUCAUCACACUGAUCAUCUUCUCGGAGGGAAAUGACAAUUUUAUGACCCCUGUCGCUACAUUGGCUAUCAGUAUUCAGGUGGUUCUCUUGAUAUACACUGUCAUACCUUUACCGCUGUAUCUUUGUGUGGCCAUAGGGCUGACCUAUUCGGCUCUCGUCGAGGUGCUCUGUAGAAAUAGAGUAAUCUUCGCCGAGGCAGAUUUUGUCAAACUCUUUGUGCAUGGCGGAGUGCAUAUGCUAGGUGUGCAUCUCUUUAUCCUGACUCAGGUACGACAAAGGAAGACAUUCCUAAAGGUCGGGCAAUCAUUGAUGGCCCGCAAAGAUCUGAUGCUCGAGAAGCAGUUCAAGGAUCACAUGAUCCAAUCUGUGAUGCCGAAAAAGGUUGCCGAUGAACUUCUGAAGGACGCCUCGGAACUUCGACGUCCCUCGGCUUCGCUAGACUCAAAUUGCCGGACUUCAAACGCGACACAGACACUGAACAACGAUGAUCGGAACCAAUCAAUUCCUCAAUCUGUUCCGGAUGUCAGAAAGUUUCGCCCGUUCACAAUGAAUUUGAUGACCGACGUCUCGAUCCUAUUCGCCGAUAUUUGCGGUUUCACCAAGAUGUCCUCAAAUAAAUCCGCCGACGAGCUGGUCAAUCUUUUGAAUGACCUCUUCGGUCGUUUUGACAAUUUAUGUCGCAUGUGUGGCCUCGAAAAAAUCAGCACAUUAGGUGAUUGCUACUACUGUGUGGCUGGAUGUCCGGAGCCAUGUGUUGACCACGCGAAACGUUGCGUUGAGAUGGGCUUGGAAAUGAUUGUUGCAAUCAGGCAAUUCGAUAUGGAUCGUGGCCAAGAUGUCAACAUGCGAGUCGGAAUCCAUACUGGAAAGGUAAUGUGUGGAAUGGUGGGCACGAAGCGCUUCAAAUUCGACGUCUUCUCCAAUGACGUGACGCUGGCCAACGAAAUGGAAUCGAGUGGGCAAGCAGGCCGGGUACACAUCUCUGAAGCGACUGCCGGAUUCCUGGACGGCUGCUACACCCUUGAAGAGGGCCCCAUUUACGAUAAGCUGAAGACGUAUUUUAUUGCGGGCCGAAACGAGCAGAGCUGCUUUGAGGGAUUGGAGCCGGGCCCGAGAGAGGGGCCCUUCAAUGGGGCCCAGCCCAAUAAGGCAGUCGGAAUGAGCUUCAGGAAGAAAAUUGCGGCCAAGCUGAAGACCAUCCACACGACCUCAUUGCCAAUGCGCGGCGGACAAGGAGGCGGAGGUUCUUUGAGAAUGAAGCUUGCAGACCGAAAUAAGGGGGCCAGUAACAGUACUCAAUUACUACCGAAAGAGCCAAACUCAAUCUGCAUCAUGGACGAUCAGAAGAAGUCGGCCUCUUUGCAAGCGCUGACCAGCAACACUGCAAAUCCCAAUGCUCCAUAUACACCACCUGCAUGUCCGAACUCUGGAAGCAAUCCGGACGCUCGUGCCUGGCAUGAAAGAAGUGCGACCAAGAAUUCUGGUGGCAGCACUUCAAAUAGUGCCAAAGGUAGCCGCAGCAGCGGUUUGCAGCUGUCUCUGCAAGACCCCGGAUCGGAUUUGGCAUCAGUUGGAGGGCUAGAUACCGCUAUCUCUCAUCACCACAAUGCUGCCUCAUUGACCAGAUUCGACACCGAUCACCGUGAUUUUGAUCAGCACCUAGUUCAAGUGAUUCAAGGAGAGGAGGGUGAAUUUGCGAAAGGAUUUUGGGUCCAUCAGGAUAGUCUCAACCCAUGGACGCUGCGGUUUAAUGAGAAGGAAAUUGAGGAUGAAUACCGAGCCCAUUUUGCCGAAUCUACAGACCGAUUUGGGGGAGCGCACUCAGCAAUUGCUCAUCAUAAGAACCUAUCUGAGUAUUCACCAACCUCAUCCCCUUAUCGAUAUUCGGGCGUUUUCAUUGACAUGAUCACAGCAGGUGGACUAUGCCUGGUUUCUGCAAUCGUCGUUCUGCUUUCUUUGCAUACUUUCCCCAUCCAAUUUCUGAUCUACAUUGCAUUUGCAUUGACAAUUGUAUUUGCUGCAAUUGGUCUCAUUGGUAUCCCACUUCUCAGCCGAAAAUCGUUGUUGCCCUGCGUCAACUUAUGGCUACCCCGUCACAUCAUCGGCUUAUUUUUGAUUGCCCUUCCGGUAGGAGUGGCCAUCUGCAUUGUGCCAUUGUGUGCUUUUGAUAAGUGUCCUACGAUGGACUUGCUGUCGAUAAGGAUUACAUUCUCCUAUCUGAUGAUAUUGGCCCUAUUUGCUCAUUGCAACUUUUCUCAAUUGGGUGCUUGGCCAAAGACAUUGCAAUGUAUCAUUGUUGGCCUAAUCCAUGUUGGUGCCCUAUUCUGGUGCCAACAAAAUUAUCGACAACGCUUGCCAAUGGUCGAGAAAUGUGCUGCGGAUAACAUAACUUCACCGUGGGCCAUUUCCACCGAAUUCGGAUCCCCACUGUUCUUCUGGGAAAUAAUCCUUGACGUGUUGAUCGCUAUUAUCCUGGUGGCGUUCUUGAACUAUCAGUUUGAAGCGGCGUUCCGGAUGUCAUUCUUUGGAGAUGUGCAAGCGCGGCGCGAUACCGAAAAGAUGCAAAUUGUGCGCGAUCAGGCUGACUGGCUGUUGAAUAACGUCAUACCUCCACAUGCCGUUGAGACAUUGAAAACCGAUACGAAAUACAGUGAAAACCACGAUUCCACGGCAGUCCUAUUUGCAUCUAUCACGAAUUGGAGUGAAAUGUAUGAAGAAAACUUUGAGGGCGGUCGCGAAUUUUUGAGAGUGCUGAACGAGGUGAUCGGUGACUUUGACGAACUGCUCGAUCGCCCCGAGUUUUGUCACAUUGAAAAGAUCAAAACAAUUGGCUCGACAUAUAUGGCGGCAAGUGGAUUGAACCCAGAACGACGACGACAUGCCGCGCAUCCAAAAGAACAUCUUUACCAGAUGAUCGAAUUUGCACUCGCCCUUCAACAUCAACUAUCGGUAUUCAAUGAGGAUUUGCUGAACUUUGAUUUCGUUUGCAAACUUGGUCUAAACAUUGGCCCAGUCACAGCUGGUGUUAUCGGCACUACCAAGCUGUAUUAUGACAUCUGGGGUGAUACGGUAAAUAUAGCUUCACGCAUGUAUAGUACCGGUGUCGAAAAUCGAUUGCAGGUUUCAAAAGACACCAGGGAUCUACUGGCUGAUCGCUACGAAUUCGAAUUCCGCGGUAAUGUAGAAGUCAAAGGCGUCGAUGGUGGAAUGGAAACAUUUUUGCUAGUUGGCCGCCGAGCCGAAGCUAUCCCAUCAGUUGUCCGUAAUGCCGAAGAACUGGAAGAA
Mesorhabditis spiculigera is the source of this 3714-nucleotide messenger RNA. NCBI's taxonomy places the organism in Eukaryota, Metazoa, Nematoda, Chromadorea, Rhabditida, Rhabditidae. The record is from the annotation of a GenBank genome assembly.